UUUAUUCCAGUGCUGACGUCUCUUGUAUCUGUCAUGAAUCUUAACACGCUUUUUAAGAUUUAUUAACAGAUGUUCAUUGGCGCUAUUUCAGAGAUGAAGGUGUCCACUGGGCCAUACAAAAUGGGCUACAUCUGUCUAGAAGUACAAUUUUAUAUUUCAAACACAACAACAUGGAGUCUUUACGAAGUAUUUUGGAGAAAACUACCCAUGAAAACAAGCGAGCUAAGAAAGUCAGGCGCUAUAUUGUGGUUGAAGGUGUUUAUCAGAAUUCUGGUCAAAUUGCUCCAUUAGAUGAAAUUAUCAGGCUGAAGGAAAAAUAUCGGUUCCGUGUAAUACUGGAUGAGAGCAAUUCUUUUGGUGUUCUUGGACAUUCUGGUCGAGGUCUAACUGAACACUACAAAGUUCCAAUUGACAAGGUAGAUAUUGUAACUGCUGCUAUGGGGCACGCACUGGCCACUGAAGGAGGAUUUUGCACUGGGAGUACUAGAGUCAUCGACCACCAACGCCUCAGUAGCUCUGGUUAUGUCUUUUCUGCUUCUUUGCCUCCAUAUCUAGCAAGUGUAGCAAUUACUGCUGUUGAUGUGUUGGAAGAAAAUCCGGAUCUCAUCACAAAACUGAGAACAAAUAUUUUGACACUUUAUGAAGGUUUCUUCUGUUCUCUCUCUAGUGGUUUUGA
Molecule: messenger RNA, 676 nt
Organism: Olea europaea var. sylvestris
Lineage: Eukaryota; Viridiplantae; Streptophyta; Magnoliopsida; Lamiales; Oleaceae
Product: long chain base biosynthesis protein 1-like
Exons: 4
Biological process (GO): ceramide biosynthetic process; sphingosine biosynthetic process
Cellular component (GO): endoplasmic reticulum
Molecular function (GO): serine C-palmitoyltransferase activity; pyridoxal phosphate binding
Source: RefSeq, a predicted model, not a curated record